AUGCCUCCUACAGACCACACGAACCUUACUGGAGUAGAGCCUCGAAUCUGGGAGACUGAUUUUGAUGAAGCACAAAAUGAAAGUGAUACAGAAAUCGACGAGGACUUGCAAGAGAUGCUAGAGGAAGAACAACUGGACGAGGAUGUGAACAAUGAACAAGGUCAACCUACACCGAACAAUGAAUUUCAUUCGGACUACUGUGAAACACCAAAGAUUCCAGUUCAAGCAGAUGAAGUUGAAAAUGGAGAAAAUAAACUUUGUCGAGUAUUACAGUUUUGUGCUAUUAGAACCUUGCACCAGCUAGCUACUGAUGAAGGUCACAAGUACCCUCAAGCAGCCUAUGCAAUAAAACACCAUACAUAUAUGGAUGAUAUUAUUACUGGCUCAGACACUUUGGAAGAGGCCAUACAACUUAAGACUCAACUUACUCAGUUAUUGCAAUGUGGUCAAUUCGAACUUCGCAAGUGGAUGUCAAACUCAGAACAGUUGCUUCAAGAUCUUCCUGAGUCACAUCGCGAAACUCCAAAAUUUGUGUCUGAAUCCUCCUGUCCUCAAUUUACUGUAUUAGGUUUCAUCACAACUGACGAAUUGCGCACAAUAUCUACAUUGAAGAUCUUUCACAGAGUCCAAUCAGAAGUCUUCGCCACUGAAAAACGGGAACUUCGAGCUAACCACUGUCCUAACAAACUGAAACCACUCCAUCCGUUCAUGGAUGACAAUGACAUUAUUCGUGUCGGAGGGCGUCUUCAGAAUUCUGAACUUCCAUACCCGUCAAAACAUCCGAUAUUAUUACCUAAAUCUCACCACAUCACAAAUAUUUACAUAGACUACUGGCACAUUACCUACUUGCAUGCCGGUCCUUUAUUCAUCCAAUCCAUCUUAUCUCGUUGUGUAUGGAUCUUAAACGCACGAAACAUCAUUCGAAAACGGAUCCACAACUGUGUCACAUGUUUCCGACACAAACCAACAAACACCAUUCCAUUAAUGGCGUCUUUACCGAAACCCAGAGUCACCCCAUCUAAGCCAUUCUUGCAUACUGGAACUGAUUUCAUGGGACCAUUUGAUACCAAAAUAGCUAACAUGAGAUUUCUUAAAAUUACCAAAACCUAUGUCUGUUUGUUCAUUUGUAUGACUACUAAAGCAGUGCAUCUAGAACUUGUAACUGACUUGACAACAGAAGCAUUCAUCGCAGCGCUCACUAGAUUUAUUAGUCGUCGAGGAAUUUGUUCUCACAUCUACUGUGACUGUGGCACCAAUUUCAAGGGUGCUGCUAAUGAAUUAAACCGUAUCACACAGCACACCAUCGCUUCUUCAGAUGCACGUGAUAAAUUACAAAGCCACUUUGCUCCAUCAGACAUCAGGUUUCAUUUCAAUCCUCCUUGUGCCCCUAAUUUCGGUGGCCUAUGGGAAAGAACAGUUCAAAGCGUUAAACGACACCUAGUUAGAGUUAUUGAUAAAACCAUCCUCACACUUCCUGAAAUGAUGACAUUAUUAACGCAGAUUGAGGCAAUUCUUAACUCAAGACCUCUUACACCUCUCUCGACCGAUCCUCAAGAACUAGAUGUACUUACUCCAGGACAUUUCUUGACAGGUGCACCAUUAGUUUCCAUCCCUGAACCACGUCUACUCGAUGUGUCACCCAAUCGACUUUCACGUUGGCAACAAGUGCAACAAUUUUCACAACAUCUAUGGAAACGAUGGAGCCUAGAAUAUUUGCAUAAUCUCCAGCAACGUCACAAGUGGACAAAAUCGACUGAAAACAUCAAGAUUGGUGAUCUAGUUCUCCUGAAAACCUCAACCCUACCAUGCCAUUGGCCAACCGGCCGUAUCAGUGAAUUACUUCCUGAGAAAGACAACAUUGUCCGUGUGGUAAAAGUCAAGACCACUGAUAGAGAAUACAUUCACCCAGUGUCCCAAGUCUAUCCAAUGCCAAUGAGUGACACCAACUUUGGUUGA
Messenger RNA from Macrosteles quadrilineatus (aster leafhopper), 1956 nucleotides. RefSeq lists its product as uncharacterized. The record is from RefSeq and is a predicted model, not a curated record. The transcript has 3 exons. Gene Ontology annotation, biological process: DNA integration. NCBI's taxonomy places the organism in Eukaryota, Metazoa, Arthropoda, Insecta, Hemiptera, Cicadellidae. Gene Ontology annotation, molecular function: nucleic acid binding. Bases 1 to 1956 code for a protein of 651 amino acids.